AUGUGGGAGUGUCAUGAAAGUUACGGCAAAGUCGUGCGGUACGCCCCGAAUCGAAUCUUAAUCAAUUCCGCGAGGGCCGUUAACGACGUCUACAACCACAAUGGAUCCUUGCUAAAAUCACAAGCAUACGAUGCAUUAGUCCAUAAAGCCCCAAAUAUUCUAACUUUGAGGCAUAAGAAGCUGCAUAACCGCAGACGGCGCGUGUUGAGCCAAGCCUUAAGCGACGACAGUAUCAUGGCUUAUCAGCCGAGGAUCCUCGAGAAAGUGUGGAAGUUUGUCAGAGUACUCUCGGAUAUACCAGAAAACGAUGAGGAAGAAAAAUGGUCGGCACCCAUUGACGUCGCCCGUUUGUGUGACUAUCUCACUUUUGACAUCGUAACAAGCAUCGUCUUCUCAAGUGACUGCGAUAUGCUCGGAAAAGAGGAGCAUAGAGGAGCCGUGGACGCUAUUCUCAAUUCCAAUGUCCGCAUGGCUGUCCUGUUCCAGUACCCUGCCCUCCGAUACUGGAAAAUUCACAAACAAUUUUUCCCAGCAGCAAUCGCCGCUCGUUCAGUCCUCAUCUCCUUCGUCACUCGACUCCUCCGUGACAGAGCCAAGCAUGCGGAACGCAAAGGGCUCACUUUCAACGACUUGUACUCCUUUCUGGCCAAAUCGAAAGAACCGGAAACGGAUCAGGGCUUUUCUCCAAACGAACUGGCUGCCGAGGCUACAACGCUCAUUGUUGCCGGCGCGGACACCACAUCAACCGCCAUUGCGGGAAUAUUCUUCUAUCUAGCCAAACACCCUGAGUAUCAGGAGCGUGCCAGAGUCGAGGUAAAAGAGUGUUUUUCUCGUCCUGAGGAGAUUGUUUUGGGGGGCAAGCUAAGCGCCUGCAAGUUCCUUUCAGCAUGCAUCAACGAGGCGAUGCGUCUGUCUCCUCCGGUCGGCUCGUCAUUAUGGCGAGAAUCGCAGUCAAAUGGUGUCAUGGUGGAUAACGUCCCCAUACCGCAGGGGUACGACGUUGGGGUAGGUAUCUGGAGUGUGCAUCACGAUGCAAAACAUUACUACCAGCCGUUCGCGUAUCGGCCAGAGCGAUGGUUAGCUCAGAGCCAGCCUGCACGGGAUACAAUACUCGCCGCAUACCUACCCUUCUCGCGCGGCUCUAGGAGCUGCAUAGGCAAAAGUAUUGCCACCGCGGAACUGAUGCUAACACUUGCAGUCGCCCUCUGGAAGCUAGAAUGGAGGUUUACACACGAUGCUGCACCAGACAAGGAUGAGAACUUCGAGGUAAAGGAACAUAUCACGGGACAGAAAGAGGGGCUCAACCUGCAGGUCCGUGCACUUCAUUAG
Aspergillus melleus is the source of this 1329-nucleotide messenger RNA. RefSeq names its product cytochrome P450. The record is from RefSeq and is a predicted model, not a curated record. The coding region runs from base 1 to 1329 and encodes 442 amino acids. The transcript has a single exon. Lineage: Eukaryota; Fungi; Ascomycota; Eurotiomycetes; Eurotiales; Aspergillaceae. Gene Ontology annotation, molecular function: heme binding; oxidoreductase activity, acting on paired donors, with incorporation or reduction of molecular oxygen; iron ion binding.